AUGCUGUCAAACAGCGUGAUUAGGUCGUACAGAGAGGGACAUCAUGGAGGGAAGGAGGCUCGUUCUAACAUCAUGAUGGACAGCGCAGAUGAUGCAGACCUUUACCAGAGAGAAGAUCAAAAGUCUCCACAGGAGUUGCAGGAGUUUCUGGCCUGGCAGCAGGAUCUGGAGAGCGACGCUAAAAAUCUAGCACAGGCCAGACCGACUGUGUUCAGGUGGGCGGGUGCAGCGAAAGACGUCUUUGUGUCCGGCUCUUUUAACAACUGGUCUACCAAGAUCCCACUCAACAAAAGCUUUAUUAAGGCGAAGUUAUUUAUUUAUUUGUUUACAUUUGAUCACUCUUUCCCAGACUUGUCCAGUUCUCCUCCUGGCCCCUACCUACAGGACGCAUAUGUAACCAAGCCAGAUGACAAACUCAAACAUCCUCCUUUCUUACCUCCUCACCUGCUGCAAGUGCUGCUCAACAAGGACACUGGUAUUUCUUGUGACCCGACACUGCUUCCAGAGCCUAACCAUGUGAUGCUAAAUCACCUGUAUGCCCUCUCCAUCAAGGACGGAGUGAUGGUUCUCAGCGCAACACACCGAUACAAGAAAAAGUACGUGACCACUCUUCUGUACAAGCCAGUAUAAUCCACGGAGGUGCGCUCCCUCCUCCUCUUUUGAAAUCAAUCUGUUGGUGUACACAGCUGCUAUCUGGACUGCUUUGCUGAAACUGGACCUAAAGCAUCUUCCUGAUAUCGGUUUAAAACAUUUGAUAAAGUUGGUGAUUUUGAACUGUUCUAUGAGCUCAAAAUUUGAAAAUGUUGAAAUGUUCAAUGUUUGCAAAUACGUGUUAUGUUAUGAGCAGGCCGGUGUUUUAAAAGACUUCAUUCCAACUUCACCCUGAUUAAUUAAUACAAGUGUGGUUGCUGGAGACCAAAAUGACGAGGACGGGGGAGAUCUGUAAUCGCUGAACUCUGACGCCAAAGCCUCAAUUUUGACGUUUGUAUUGAAGUGACCUGGAAUUGCCUGAAACUGAGACUUGAAAAAUGUUAGUUUUACCAACCAGGAGGCUAGCACAGCUGCAUCGGCUCUCCUUACGCGAGGAAAUGGACACAAAGACACUAAAAGGUGGAAAUGUAACAUGUAAUGUAUUUCAUAUGAUUCCUGUUGUUUUUUUCUUUUCUAAAAAUACAAUGUUUUUCAGAUGACACAUUAUAAAUCAGAAAUAAAAUGAAAUUUUCAUAAAAAAA
Molecule: messenger RNA, 1232 nt
Organism: Neolamprologus brichardi
Lineage: Eukaryota; Metazoa; Chordata; Actinopteri; Cichliformes; Cichlidae
Source: RefSeq, a predicted model, not a curated record